AUGCGACUGGUGUCCCACCCUACGGACUUCUACGGACAGGCUACCAGCGGUAGAAUUUUGAGCGCGGCCGAUGGGCAAGGCCGCGGGCGCGUGAGUCAGCACGUGGCGCUGGCGCUCGCAGCUGCGGUAACGGUGCCGGCGUGCGCCCACGUGCGCAACAGACCGCGCUCAGUUCUGUUCGCCGCUGUCUGGAGCCCGGCCGUGGCCGCUGCCCGUUUUAAAGGCGAGAGCCCGUCUUGGGCGGCAGCAGCCAGCAGGCUCCCUUUAACGGAGCGCCCUGUUACGUUCCGUGUGACUCAGCGCAACGGUGGAGGGGCCCAAGGUGGAGGGGCCCAAGGUGGAAGGGCCCAAGGUGGAAGGGCCCAAGGUGGAAGGGCCCAAGGUGGAAGGGCCCAAGGUGGAAGGGCCCAAGGUGGAAGGGCCCAAGGUGGAAGGGCCCAAGGUGGAAGGGCCCAAGGUGGAAAGGUGGAGGGGCCCACGGUGGAAGGGCCCAAGGUGGAAGGGCCCAAGGUGGAAAGGCCCAAGGUGGAAAGGCCCAAGGUGGAAAGGCCCAAGGUGGAAAGGCCCAAGGUGGAAAGGCCCAAGGUGGAAAGGCCCAAGGUGGAAAGGCCCAAGGUGGAAAGGCCCAAGGUGGAAAGGCCCAAGGUGGAAAGGCCCAAGGUGGAAAGGCCCAAGGUGGAAAGGCCCAAGGUGGAAAGGCCCAAGGUGGAAAGGCCCAAGGUGGAAAGGCCCAAGGUGGAAAGGCCCAAGGUGGAAAGGCCCAAGGUGGAAAGGCCCAAGGUGGAAAGGCCCAAGGUGGAAAGGCCCAAGGUGGAAAGGCCCAAGGUGGAAAGGCCCAAGGUGGAAAGACCCAAGGUGGAAAGACCCAAGGUGGAAAGACCCAAGGUGGAAAGACCCAAGGUGGAAAGACCCAAGGUGGAAAGACCCAAGGUGGAAAGACCCAAGGUGGAAAGACCCAAGGUGGAAAGACCCAAGGUGGAAAGACGUAAGGUGGAAAGACGUAAGGUGGAAAGACGUAAGGUGGAAAGACGUAAGGUGGCCUUAGAAAGCUCCGCUGCUUGUUCUACAAAGAAAGGACGGUUAGUGUUUUGA
Schistocerca americana (American grasshopper) is the source of this 1092-nucleotide messenger RNA. Its product is annotated as serum response factor-binding protein 1-like. The record is from RefSeq and is a predicted model, not a curated record. The coding region runs from base 1 to 1092 and encodes 363 amino acids. Lineage: Eukaryota; Metazoa; Arthropoda; Insecta; Orthoptera; Acrididae. The transcript has 3 exons.